AUCUCGUUUUAUAAUAUGUUUUUAGAAUCAUAUGUAGUACCUGCUGGAACAAUCUUGUAUAUGUUUUUCUACAAAGUCAACAGAGACCCGAAUUUUUGGCCAAAUCCGGAUGUAUUUGAUCCAGAUAGAUUUUUGCCCGAGAAGAUCCGAAAUCGUCACCCUUACUCGUAUUUACCGUUUAGCGCUGGACCACGUAACUGCAUUGGUCAACGAUAUGCAAUGCUGGAAAUAAAGGCGAUGAUAGCCUCUCUGAUACACGAUUUCUAUUUGGAGCCUGUUGACUAUUUAAAAGAUCUUUCAUUGCGAGCGGAUAUAAUACUUCGUGUCGCUCCGCCAUUUCGUGUAAAAUUUGUUCCUAUUCAUAAAAUUAAUAAGAGUCUUUGAAUCAAAUAUUGAUUUAAUAAUUAAGUAGGAAGUAGGAAUUAAGAUAUU
Molecule: messenger RNA, 432 nt
Organism: Wasmannia auropunctata (little fire ant)
Lineage: Eukaryota; Metazoa; Arthropoda; Insecta; Hymenoptera; Formicidae
Product: cytochrome P450 4C1-like
Exons: 2
Coding region: 16-384 (122 amino acids)
Molecular function (GO): heme binding; monooxygenase activity; oxidoreductase activity, acting on paired donors, with incorporation or reduction of molecular oxygen
Source: RefSeq, a predicted model, not a curated record